This is a messenger RNA of Salmo salar (Atlantic salmon), 6956 nucleotides long. Its product is annotated as protein mono-ADP-ribosyltransferase PARP14. The record is from RefSeq and is a predicted model, not a curated record. Lineage: Eukaryota; Metazoa; Chordata; Actinopteri; Salmoniformes; Salmonidae. Gene Ontology annotation, cellular component: cytoplasm; nucleus. Gene Ontology annotation, biological process: protein poly-ADP-ribosylation; negative regulation of gene expression. Gene Ontology annotation, molecular function: transcription corepressor activity; NAD+ poly-ADP-ribosyltransferase activity.
UGUAUAUUUGUAAACAACAGCUGGUGUACAAAAUAUAAUAGUAAGUAAGUCUCAAGGUUUUUCUCGCCUGAGGUAGAGUUCAGUAUCUCAUGAUAAGCUGUAGACCACACAAUUUACCAAGAGAGUUGUCGUCUAUAUUUUUCGUAGCUGUCUAUUUACCACCGCAAACUGAUGCUGGCACUAAGUCUGCACUCAAUGAGCUGUAUAAGGCCAUAAGCAAACAGGGAAACGCUCAUCCAGAGGCAGUGCUCCUAGUGUCCGGGGACUUUAAGACAUUGUGAAGCCAUUUCGCCAUUUUUUUUAAAGCAAAACGUUCGAUAGUUAAACAAUCUACUUAAAGUAUAGGCCAAUAGGUUUAUAUGCCCCAAUACUGUUUUUAGAAUCUUAGCCGGCCUACUCAUAUAAGGCGUGGUUAUAGGAUCAGUAGGUCCAUUGUACACACGAUUUCCUCCUCAACCGAGCCUGAAACGAAAGUGAAACAGUGGAUGCAGUGAAAUAGGACGACGCGUUUCAUACCCAAACAGUAUUCGCAUGAGAGGGGAGAAACGAUGGAUGAAUAUCCUUAUCCCAUCACUGUAGACGUCAGUUGGACAAAGUCUGUCUCUAAAGGGAUACAGAACAAACUUCAGAUUUAUUUUCAAAGUAAAAAGAAGUCGAGUGGAGGGGACUGCUUGGUGCUCUACGAGGAUCAACGUUCCACUAGAGCAACUGUUUAUUUCAAAUCUGAGGAUGUCAGGGAAAGGGUUCUAUCGAGGGAUAACCACGAAAUAACUGUAGACAAUGAAACUGUGAAGUUGCGCUUGUCAUCAUCAUCGGGGGAAAAUCUGAAAGAGGCUUGCUCUCCGUCGCUUGGUGCUACAAGCAAUGAAUUGUCAGAUGUGUCAAGUGAAGCACAGGAAGCUCCCAACUCUGAGAGUGGGCCUGGAGAGGAGGGUGGAGCUGAGGUUUUCCCUCAGAGUUCUGCUGUGGUGCUGGAGAGGGUUCCUGAGAGCAUGCCGAGAGACUUGCUGUUGUUGCUGGUGGAGACCAUCUCUGGCCUGGAGGAAGACAACUUCUCCCUGGAGGUCAUCAGUGAGACAAACAGAGCUGUUGUGACCUUCAAUAAUCCCAAAGAUGUGGAGCGUUUCCUCACUGAGAGCAAGAGCAACAAGAGUUUCCAGAAGCAGGGUAUGAUUGGCCGGUUGCUAGAGAGGUGCCAGAGUGUGAGAGUGGAGAACCUGCCCUCCAACAUACUUGAGGAUAUGCUGGAGCUCUACAUUGAGAAGUGGGCUGGCCCAGCAAAGGACAUCAUUAUGUUCCAUGAGGAACAGGCAGCCAUUGUCACCUUCCACGCAGCAGAAGUUGUGGAAACCACUCUAAAUAAACAUCAUGUAAUUGGCAAAGUCCCAGUCAACGUGUAUCCAUACUACGAGUCCUUAGGGACUGCCUUGUAUGGAAAGGAAAGGCCAAUGUGGAAGAUGCCUGACCCCUUCAUAGAGUGUGUGCAUUCUGCUGUAUGGAAAUUCCUCUCCAUGAAGAAACAGUUGUCCCCGAUCACUGACCAGAUGAAGGCUCACUUCUGUCAAGUAAACAUGGAUACUCCUGAGGUUAAACUCAGUCCUCUGCCAACCCUGCUAAGGCAGAAAGGACUAACAAGCGAAUAUGUAGACGGAUGGAAACAGAAUACCUCAAUUGUCUUCCGUGACAUCAUGACCCAAUAUGCUGUGUUUGAGUGUUUUGCAAGUGGCACAGCAUGGAAGGCAGUGGAGAAAGAAGUCCGCUCGGUGGUGAAAGAGGAUGCUGUCCUAGCUAUGGAUGCCUCCAAAGGGUCUCUGACAGUUGCAGGUCUGGCCGAAGACACGAAGCGACUCAGGGGGCUGGUGGAAGACCUCAUGCAGAGGGCCAUGAGUCGGAUAGAGAGGCAGAGGGACGGCGUCUCGGAGGAGAUGGACGUGUCCCCUGCCAUGUUCUAUAUACUGCAGCAGGAAGGACUUCGGAAGCGUGCAGCAGACGAAGCCCCAGAGAUGGGUUUUUCUUACAGAGACGACACCAAGAAGUUGGUUCUCUCAGGUCUUGUUGCAGAGGUGUACAAGGUGAAGAACUGGAUCCUCGAGAGGGAGCUCAAGAUGAAUAAGAAGCAGCUGAAGCUGGACCCUUACCUCCUGGACUUCCUGCGGUCAGUGGACAGUAUGGAGAUGUCCCAGGACCUGUUCACGUCCCGGGGCAUCAACGCUGUGUACAGAGUGGAGGGUGGAGAGGUACUUCUGACUGGCAGCUCAGACAGAGCCUUGGCUGAUGCAGAGCAGAGGAUGAAGACUGCCCUGUCCCUGCAGAGCCUUAUGGUGGAGGACCAGGAGGUGCUGAGGAAGCCUGAGUGGAAGGAUCUGAACAACCAGCUGGUGGAUGCCUACAACUCCUUAAAGAAAAGAACGGUGGUAAUAAAGCAUCACCCAGAGAGCAGAGACAGAAUCAUUGUGUCUGGCUUCCUGGACCCGGUCAGAGAGGUCAGCAACAGUCUACGGGACUUUGUUGAAAACUACUCACGAGUCAAAGAGGCUGUCCGUGUCAAGUCCUGUGCCGUGGUUAAAUUCAUCCAGGAGAACAAAUCCCAGGACUGGAAACAUUUAGCCAAGCGUGAUGAGGUGAAUGUCCACUUUGACCCCAGAAGGCCCAAAAUUGUCCUUUCUGGAGCCCGUCUCUAUGUCAAGAAGGCCAAAGAGACCUUUCAGAAGAUGGUAGCACCUUUAUGCACUGAUGAGCUCACCAUCAUGAAGCCUGGAGCAAGGAAGUACUUCCAAGAGAAGGGAAGAAUGUUUGUUUCCAUGGCAAUGAAGGAGUACUGCUGUGUGGUGCUGCUGCAGGAAGACUACAUGCUAGAGGAAGAAGAGGGCGAUGAUGAAGAUGAGGAGGAAGGGUUUGGCCCGUUAUCCUGCUGUGAGGUGAGGACAACCAAUGGAAUCCUGGUCUCUGUCAGUAAGGCUGACAUCUGCAAGUUCAAAGUGGACGCAGUAGUCAACGCAGCCAAUGAAGACCUGAAGCAUAUUGGAGGCCUGGCUUUAGCACUACUCAAGGCUGCUGGUCCACGGCUGCAGGAGCUCAGUGAUCAACAUGUCCGUAAUAACCGCCGACUGCAGCCAGGAGACGCCAUUGUGACAGAUGCAGGCAAUCUGCCCUGUAAGUAUGUGGUCCAUGCAGUUGGUCCACGGUUCACAGAAUUUGACCAGAGAACAGCCAUACAGCGUCUGAAACAAGCUGUGAAUGAGAGCCUGAGGGAGGCUGCGAAGGUUAACUGCUCAACUGUUGCCGUCCCGGCCGUCAGCUCUGGGAUAUUCGGCUUUCCUCUGGACCUGUGCACUGAGACCAUUGCUGUGGCAGUGCGUGACUACUGUGAGAACCUAAGGGGUCAGACCUCUCUGACUGAGAUUCACUUGGUGGACAACAAUGACAACACUGUGAGAGCCCUGGCCAGCGCUGUUCAGAAAACGUUCAAUGACCUGCACCCGCAGGGUGCACAUAGGGGAAGUGGACGACGGGGAAGAGGACAACAUAGUUACGGACUUCAAGGACCUGCAUAUCAGGGAAAGUGGGGACAUAGGCAAUGGGAACAUGGCGGUGGAGGUAGAGGGGGAGGAGGAGGUGGAGGUAGAGGGGGAGGAGAAGGUAGAGGAGGUGGAGGUGGAGGUAGAGGGGGAGGUAGAGCAAGACAUGGAGAUAGGGGAGGAGUUAGAGAAAGCGGAACUCAUCAUGAAAACCAAGAGGAGCAGAGGAGAGAGUAUGGCCAAGAGAGGAAGUUUGAGGGGGCAGGCAGUGGGGAAAUCCUACAGACCAAUUACACACAAGGGGGUCUGAAGAUCAUUCUAAGGAAGGGAAAUAUCCAGGAGGAAUAUUCUGAGGGCAUCGUCAACACCAUCUCUGAGGAUUUGGACCUGAGCAAAGGUGCUGUGUCCAAUGCUAUCCUAAAGGCAGCCGGUCCUGGGCUCCAAUCAGCAGCCACAGAUGAAGCUCGCUCCAACAGAUUGGCCUAUGGUGACGUUGUGGUCACCGACGGUUACAACCUGCGAUGUCAGAGGGUGAUCCAUACUGUCUGCCCCCAUUGGGACCAGGGAGCUGGCUCAGCAGAGAAGAUAUUGAUAACGAUGAUCAAAGAUUGCCUGAGUGAGGCAGAGAAGCAUAGGCUGGCAUCCCUGUCUUUCCCUGCCAUUGGAACUGGGAACAUGGGAUUCCCUAAGGGCCUGGUGUCCAAGCUUCUUCUGCAGGAGGUCAAAGACUUCAGCCAGAGAAGAAACUCCACACACCUUAAAGAGGUGGCCAUCGUGGUCCACCCCAGUGACACCCAAACUGUGGAUUGCUUUGUCAGGGAAUUCAAAGGUCAGACACAAGGGUAUACUUGGCAGAGUUCACAAGGUUCCGGCCAAUCACAACAUUCCAAAUCUUAUGUUGGCCAAUCACAACAUCCCAAAUCCUAUGUUGGCCAAUCACGGCUGCCCUCUGGCGCAGGCUUCUUUGGACAGGUGACAUCCCCUUCUCUGGGUGUGUACAGCAUGCAGAUGGGUCACAUGACUUUUGAAGUGUCAUCAGGAGACAUCACCAAAGAGACCAGUGACGUCAUUGUCAACUCCUCCAAUAAGGACUUUAACCUCAAAUCAGGUGUAUCCAAAUCCAUUUUAGAAGGAGCUGGAUUGAAGGUGGAGUUGGAGUGCUCAGAGAUUGUCAAAUCCCCAAGCUUCCAACCAUGCAGUAUGAUCGUGACAUCAGCAGGAUCUCUCCCAUGCAAAUACAUCAUGCACAUUGUGGGACAGAAUGACCCUGAGAUCAUUAAAGAGACUGUGUACAAUGUUCUCAAGAAGUGUGAGGAGCAAAAGUUCACCUCGGUGUCCUUCCCAGCGCUUGGAACAGGCCAGGGUGGAGCGAGUCCCUCUGCUGUUGCGGACGCCAUGAUUGACGCAGUGGUGGAGUUUGUGAAGAAGAAAAAGGGACAGUUAGUGAGAAGUGUUAAGAUCCUGAUAUUCCAGACUGCCAUGGUGACUGAGUUCCACAAGAGCAUGAAGAGGAGAGUGGGAGAGGAAGUGGAGGAAAAGAGCAUUUUUACCAGGAUAAAAGAUACAAUGACAACCUACUUUAUGGGACCCAGUGAUGAGCGCUCUGCCCGUGAGAACUUUGUCAUGGAGGGAGAGGAGUUUGCCCCGACCGUGUUCCAGCUGUGUGCAGAGAGCCCCCAGGCUGUGAGCCAUGCCCGAGACUGGGUUAAAAACCUCAUAGUGAAGGAGCAAACUGAGAAAACCAUCAAGAACAUGUACAUCAGCCAGCUGAGCCAGGGGGAUGUGGAGAAGUUGCAGGCCAUGCAGAGGGAGCUGACGGUCAGGAUAUGCCUGGAGAAGAAGGGCCCUGACUCCCUGAUCCGCCUGGCGGGCCUGAGCCGCGAUGUGCUUACAGCAGACGGCCUCAUCAGGGACAUGGUCCUGGACAAGGAGAGGGCAGAGUACCGCAGACAGGCAGCUUUCCUGGUGAGCAGCCUGGUGGAGUGGCAGUACCAAGACUACAGUGGGACAAUGGUGUCUUUUGACAUGUUCACCAACUACAACCUGGAGGAGGCUGUGAGAGACAACAGCAAAGUGACAAUCAAGAUCAACAAUGAGGAUUAUGAGGCAAAUGUAGCCCACAAGAGAGCUGCCAAGAUUGGGGGCAAAAGAGAAAUUGAGUUACUGAGAAAAGACCUGAAAGACGAUACAUCUGUGUCUCUACCUGCACACUGGGAUGACAUGAAGGGUUCCCUCUUAAUGCUGGUCCCACUAACUCCAGGAUCCACGGAAUACAACUACGUGGAGAAGGAAUUUCGGAAGACUUUGCUCAACAACACCAUCCUUACAAUUGAACGAGUCCAGAACGAUUCACUGUGGAAGAGCUACCAGAUAAGAAAGAACCACCUGGAGGAGAAGAACAAGCACACAAACAACGAGAAACUGCUGUUCCAUGGCACCAGUUCCGAAUCCAUCACCCAGAUCAACAACCAUGGCUUCAAUCGCAGCUACGCUGGAUCACAUGGUGCGGCUAUUGGCAAUGGAACAUACUUUGCUGUGGACUCCAGUUAUUCAGCAAGAGGCUAUUCUAAAGCUGAUGCACAAGGGAACAAGCGCAUGUACCUGGCCAGGGUUCUUGUUGGAGACUUCACUCGGGGACAAGCAGGCUUGAUCGUUCCUCCUGCCAAAGCUUCAGGGAAGGAUGCCGAUUUGUACGACAGCGUCACAGACAACACCUCCAAACCAACCAUGUUUGUGAUCUUCAAUGAUGUGCAGGCUUAUCCAGAGUUUCUCAUCAAAUUCCAGUAGAUCAUAUUUAACUGUACCUUCAUUAGUAUAUCAAUACUUCACAACAAAUUCCAUAUGUCUGUGUGAAGGGUUUUAAUGGUAUGUGGGCUAGUUUUUAUAGCCAUGUCUGAGGUUAGACAUCCUUAGAAAACUACUCUUUAUAGACAUAAAUGAUAUUGCUUAGGCCCUGGGCCCGGUUGCAUAAAAUAUCUUAAAUUAAUUUUCACCUUAUUUUCCCUUACAUUUUCCUUAAGUUUAAGUCAGUUGCACAAACAUUUUAAGGUGAAUUUCCCCCAUAAAUUAAGUGGAAAAGUUAAGGGUGCCCAUGAGGUCCCUUAAUAAGUGCUUAAUUCAGUAUGGAUAUCAAUGUAAACAGCAUUUGCGGAGGUGGAUGUUGCUUUCCUCUGCCCUGGUUUCAAAAGGAAAACCACCACCAGCUAGGUAGCUAGCUAGCUAGCUAAACAAUAGAAGCUGCACAUUCCAUGGCGACACCGCUAGCUGGCUAGCUAGCUACCAACUCUGUGUUAGCUUGACGUGAUAGAAACAAGUUGAGAAAAAAGAUACUAAAAGAAACAUGUUUUGUUAUCUUCUGAAUCAAUUUGUUUCUCCAGUCUUGCAUGUAGAAGUUCAAUUUUGUGAUCUCCCAAAAUAAAUGCAAUCUCUUUGACAAGG